Messenger RNA from Cuscuta epithymum, 672 nucleotides. The record is from the annotation of a GenBank genome assembly. NCBI's taxonomy places the organism in Eukaryota, Viridiplantae, Streptophyta, Magnoliopsida, Solanales, Convolvulaceae.
AACUAACAAUGGUUUACUUUAAGUUGCUUGCUGCUUUGGCUUUCUUUAUCGCAACUUCAUACAUCUUAGGGAUUGCAAGUGCUUCAUGUAAUGGGCGUGAUGUGUGUUCACCGUUUGAGAUGCCACCAUGCGGGGAUUCUACCAAUUGUCGUUGCAUCCCUUGGGGGCUGGUUGCUGGUCAGUGCAUAACCCCUCGACUAGCGUCUGUUGCUAAGAGGAUCGAAGACCAUCCAAACUUAUGCCAGUCCAAUGAAGAAUGCUUCAAAAAGGGAAGCGGUGAUUUUUGUGCUCGUUACCCUAAUCCUCACAUCGACUAUGGAUGGUGUAUCAACUCCUCUUACAGUAAUAAUUAUGAGGACUCAUCACAAAAUGGUUUUUUGAAGAUGAUGACUACCACAUUAUAAAUAAAUCGCCCAGUACUAAUUAUAAUUACAUGAAUCCAUCUCUGGCCCACUGAUAAUAAUAAUAGUAGUCAAAUUACAUCUUAUAUUAUGUAUUGGACAUCUAAUAGCUAGCUAGCUAGCUAGAUAGGUGUAAUACUCUAAGUGAAUAAAUGGAUUUACUUAUCAAUGAUCCGGGCUUAGCUGUUUUUAAUUUGUGUUUCCGUAUGUGAUAUAUUACUUAUUGUUCAGCAGUAGUCCAAAAUUCAAAAAUAUUGUAUGAGAAUAAUUU